Salvia splendens (bonfire salvia) is the source of this 1113-nucleotide messenger RNA. RefSeq names its product zinc finger BED domain-containing protein RICESLEEPER 2-like. The record is from RefSeq and is a predicted model, not a curated record. Gene Ontology annotation, molecular function: DNA binding; protein dimerization activity. Lineage: Eukaryota; Viridiplantae; Streptophyta; Magnoliopsida; Lamiales; Lamiaceae. The transcript has a single exon. The coding region runs from base 1 to 1113 and encodes 370 amino acids.
AUGAGGUGCAUUGCUCAUAUAUUCAAUUUAGUGGUGCAAAAAGGCUUGAAAGAGAUUGGACCUUCGGUGAAGAAAAUCAGAAAUGCAGUUCGGUUUAUUAGGCACUCAUCUACAAGGCUGGGUAGAUUUAAGGAGUGUUGUGAACUAGAAAAAAUAUCUAGUAAGAGCAUGUUGUGCUUAGAUGUUGCAACUGGAUGGAACUCAACAUUCUUCUUGUUGGAAGCUGCGACAACUUUUGAGAAAGCUUUCUAUAGGUAUGAGUUGAUAGACUCAUCAUAUAAAAAGGAUCUUGAAGUAAGGCAUAAGGAUCUUGAAGUAAGGCAUAAGGAUCUUGAAGUUGAUGAUGAUGAUGAUGAUGAGGAUGAGGAUGAGGAUGUGGAUGGAGGUAGAGUUCACGGGGUGCCAAAAGAGGAAGAUUGGAGGAAAGCAAAAUUAAUGUUGAAUUUCUUGAGGAUUUUUUAUGAGGCAACUAAUAGGAUUUCUGGAUCUUUAUAUGUUACCUCUAAUUUAUUUCUUCAUGAGAUUUACAAAGUGCAUGCAUUGUUGAAGGCUUUCAUAGAGGGUGAUGAUUUUGAAUUGAGUAUCAUGGCAAAGAAAAUGAAAGAAAAAUUUGACAAGUAUUGGGGGAAUCCUAGGAAGAUGAAUAAGCUCAUUUUCAUGGUUGUUGUUGUUGAUCCUCGAUACAAGUUGAAGUUGGUGAAACUUGUGUUGGCACAUAUGUACGAUGAGGAGUUGGCUAACUCAUUUGGAAAUGAAGUUGAGGCUGAAUUAGUUAACAUGUGUGGUGAUUACAAACAACCAAUUGUCCAACAAAAUAUAGGACAUGCAGAGUUGAAAUUGGAUGUUACACCUGAAGAUAAUGAUGUAUUGAAGAAUGCUAUGAAAAUGGUGGGUUCCUUGUAUGAGACUUUUCACCAAAGGCAUGAUGAAGUCAAUGAUGUACAUAAAUAUCUUAAGGAGGAUAUUGAGAGUGGUGGGCCAAAAUUUGACCUUUUGGAUUGGUGGAAAAAUAAUGAAUAUAAAUAUCCUGUACUCUCCCAAUUUGCCUGUGAUAUUCUAGUAGUUCCUAUCUCCACUGUAGCAUCUGAGUCCGCUUUUAGCACCGGUGGCUGA